Molecule: messenger RNA, 2581 nt
Organism: Ictalurus punctatus (channel catfish)
Lineage: Eukaryota; Metazoa; Chordata; Actinopteri; Siluriformes; Ictaluridae
Product: EGF-containing fibulin-like extracellular matrix protein 2
Exons: 11
Coding region: 270-1580 (436 amino acids)
Molecular function (GO): calcium ion binding
Source: RefSeq, a predicted model, not a curated record
GAGUCCACCAGCUUGCCUCACUCUGAACUAUUCAGACCUUACUGGAAGCACCCUGUUCAUUACGGAAAGACUUUGGGGGAGCAAAAAAGGGCAGAUCACAGAGACACAGUAGUAGAAAAAGGAGCAGAAACUCUGAAGAAACAUACAUGUGAAGGGACGUGCACAGAUUCCUCCCGCACUCUUUGUGAAGAGAUUUGACUGAGUGAUAUCUGUGUCACUUAGUCUACACAUCUGCUUCUACAUUCAUCUUUGCACAAGUGUGUGUAAAUAUGAAGGGUGUGCUGCUGUGUGUCCCUCUGGUCUUUCUGUCUGUGACGAACUGUCAGUCACCUGUGGAGACUGACACUUACACCGAGUGCACAGAUGGCUAUGAGUGGGAUGCGCAGAACCAGCACUGUAAAGAUAUAAACGAGUGUGAGACAAUUGCCGAGCCAUGUCAGGGGGAGAUGAAAUGCUUUAACCACUACGGUGGUUACCUGUGUCUACCUCGCUCUGCCUCUGUCAUCACUGCACCCGAGCCCUCUGGCCAGUCAGAGUCGAGUCUUUCUGGGCUGUCCACUGGGGCUUUCAAUCCCUGUCCUGUGGGUUAUGUGGCCCAGGGAGAGAGCUGUAUAGAUGUAGAUGAGUGUGAACUGGAUCUGCAUAACUGCCAGCCGAGUCAGCACUGCAUUAAUACGCUCGGAACAUACACCUGCCAGUGUUCCGAAGGCUACAGAAAGAUAGGCCAAGAGUGUGUCGAUAUUGAUGAGUGCAUGUACCGCUACUGCCAGCAUCGAUGUAUCAACUAUCCUGGAUCUUUCUCCUGCCAGUGUGAGCCAGGCUUCCAGCUGGCAGGGAACAACCGCUCCUGUGUGGAUAUCAAUGAAUGUGAAAUGGGAGCACCAUGUCAGCAGAGGUGCUACAACACACAUGGGACAUUUCUGUGUCGCUGUGAACAGGGCUACGACCUCGACCCUGAUGGCUUCAUAUGCAAUGACAUCGAUGAGUGCAGCUACUCCAGUUACAUGUGUCAGUUCCAGUGUGUGAACGAACCAGGCCAAUUCUCCUGCGUGUGUCCUCAAGGAUAUCAGCUCCUCGGCUCACGCCUCUGCCAAGAUGUAAAUGAGUGUGAGUCAGGCACCCAUCAGUGUGCAGAGGGACAGAGCUGUGUAAAUAUCCAUGGCGGAUACCAUUGUGUGGACUCCAAUCGCUGUCAGGAUCCCUACAUCCAUGUUUCAGAGAAUCGAUGUGUGUGUCCGACUGUGAAACCAGAAUGCCGUGACCUGCCUUUCUCCAUCGUACAUCGCUACAUGAGCAUCACCUCUGAACGCUCUGUACCCUCCGAUAUUUUCCAAAUCCAGGCCACCAGUAUCUUCCCUGGAGCCUACAACACCUUCCACAUCCGGUCUGGGGAUGAUGGCGGAGACUUUUACAUCCGUCAAAUCAAUAACAUCAGUGCCAUGUUGGUUCUGGCUCAGAAAGUCAGUGGACCCAAAGAGUAUAUUCUGGAUCUGGAGAUGAUGUCUGUCAACUCCCUGAUGAGCUACCAGAGUAGCUCAACCCUCCGCCUCUCCAUCUAUGUAGGACCUUAUGCAUUCUAGAAAAGAAAAGAAACCAAGUGUAAGAGGGGCAUUAUAGGGUGGUGGGAUAAAUAGAACAACAUUGACGAUUGUCUACAUAACACUUUCCUAACAUCUUACUUAAACUUAAUUUUGCUUUCAGGAUUGUUACAGGGUCAUAAUACUUAUCCAUUCAUUGUAGAUACUGAAAUAUCACAUGAAUGGCAUGAAUGGAUAUUGACUACUUUACAUUUCUUUUUUAAGAGAUGCCAUGCAUGUAAAUAAGAUAAUUGAGGAAAAUGAAUGUCCUUUUUGGUUGUUCAAAUAUGGGGAGUUUAAUUGAAAAUAAUUCAAUAUACAGUAUUUAGACUUUCAUUUUUUAAAAAUCUCUUUGAGGAAACAGGUCAAACAGCAUUUAUGUAAGAUGCAGUGAAUUUGCAACAAUCUUCAUAUAAACUGUUACCAGAUGGAAAAUGGACAAGCUGCAUAAUGGCAAAGAACUAAAUUCAGCACGGAGACGUUUUGUGAAAAUUGGCACAGCUGUCUGUGAAAUGAUUUCCCCACUUAGUGUGACUUAGUUUAGCCUGAUUAUUCUGGAAUGUGUGAAAUCAUAGGUACGUUCAUUUCUCUCACUUUCUCACCAUAGAUUCACACACACACACACGUGCACACACACACACACACACGCACGCACACAUGCACACACACACAUACAUACACACAGACACAGUUUGUCUUACUAUUCUUUCCUAAAUCAUAACCUUAACAUCAGUAGCCAAAAGGAAAUAUUUAGGGUCUUUUAGUUGGUUUUUUGUUUAAACAAAAUCUGUAGUUUUUGUUUAAAAAAAAACAAACAAACCUGUUUACCUUUUGGGGACCAGCCAAAUGUCCCCUCAAUAUAAAAACUGUCAGAUAUUCCUAGGCUUGUCAGGACAUUUGGUCCAAACCAAGAUAUAAAAACAUGGCUCUAAAUUUAUACAGUUCCCUGCAUCUAUUCCUUUAUUACGAGAUCCAGAUUAAAUAAAUAUGCUUUUAUUUUACAA